CUUUCUCUUUCCCUUUGCUAAUUACUAUCUCAUCCAAAAGCAAAGCUUGCCAAACAAGAACCAUUUUCUUAAACACAAAUCUUAUUACACAGCCAAAAGUAGGUGAAAAGCAACCACUAUUACCUAAUCUUACAUUUAUAGAGAGAGAAAAUAAAGAUGGUAACAGAUGUUUGUUGCUUUUUUGUGGGUUUUUCUUCUUCAUCAUUAUCAUCAAUAUCAUCAACAAUCUCUUCAAUUUGAAACGCUUCUACUCGAUUAGAUCUUGCCGACCUUUUCCUCGAUCUGGGUCUCGACUCUCUACUCUGCGGGAUGCUUAUCGAUACCCACUUGUCAGAUGUUUGAUUCUUUUACCAUCAAUGUUUUUUAAGAAUGUCUGCUUCAUUGGCGGCGUUCGAGCGUCCCCGAAUUGGAGCUACAAACACGGUUUUUAAAAGCGGGCCGUUGUUCAUAUCUUCAAAAGGGUUAGGUUGGAAAUCAUGGAAGAAGCGUUGGUUUAUUCUCACACGCACUUCUUUAGUGUUCUUUAAAAAUGAUCCCAGUGCAAUUCCUCAGAGAGGUGGCGAAGUCAAUCUGACUUUGGGGGGUAUUGACUUGAACAAUUCUGGAAGUGUUGUUGUUAGAGAAGACAAAAAGCUGUUAACUGUUUUGUUUCCUGAUGGACGUGAUGGACGUGCAUUUACUCUCAAGGCUGAGACAUCAGAGGAUUUGUUUGAAUGGAAGACAGCUUUGGAACAUGCUCUUGCUCAAGCACCAAGUGCAGCCCUUGUAAUGGGACAUAAUGGGAUCUUUCGCAAUGAUACUACUGAUUCAAUUGAAGGACCCUUUCAUCAAUGGAGGGACAAACGACCAAUCAAAUCUUUGGUUGUUGGACGUCCAAUAUUGUUAGCUCUGGAAGACAUAGAUGGAGGCCCAUCUUUUCUUGAAAAAGCUCUUAGAUUUCUUGAGAAACAUGGAACCAAAGUAGAAGGAAUCUUGAGACAAGCUGCAGAUGUUGAGGAAGUUGAUAAGAGAGUUCAGGAGUAUGAAACAGGCAAGACUGAAUUUGGUUCUGAUGAAGAUGCUCAUGUUGUUGGUGACUGUGUCAAGCAUGUUCUUCGAGAGCUACCCUCAUCCCCUGUUCCUGCAUCCUGCUGCACUGCUUUACUGGAAGCUCAUAGAAUUGACCGGAAGGAAGCUCGAGUAAAUGCCAUGCGUGCAGCAAUCUUGGAAACAUUCCCUGAACCAAACAGACGUUUGUUACAAAGAAUCUUGAAGAUGAUGCACACUGUUUCUCUGCAUACUUUUGAAAACCGAAUGACUCCAUCAGCAGUUGCUGCUUGUAUGGCACCAUUACUGUUACGCCCUCUUUUAGCUGGUGAAUGUGAAUUGGAGGAUGAUGAUUUUGAUAAUAAUAAUAAUAAUGGUGACAAUUCUGCACAGCUGCUUGCUGCUGCAAAUGCUGCUAAUAAUGCUCAAGCUAUAAUUACAACUCUACUUGAGGAGUAUGACAAUAUCUUUGAUGAUGACACUAUGCUGAAAUGUUCAAUGUCAGUAGAUUCUCGAAUGGACAAUAGUGCAAGUGAAGAUUCAAUGGAUGAUGAAAACAUGGAAUCCAAAAGCAAUGGUUACCAUGAUGCAGAAAAUGAAGCUGAUCAAGAAACCGAUGAGGAUCAGGAUCCUGAACGUGUUCUCAGUGGAAAGUUGAGUGAAAGCAGUGGUUAUGCUUGCAGUGAUCUCUAUGACUUUAAGGUAUAUGGAGCUGAUGAAUCAGAUGUUGUAUCAUCCCCAAGGAGCAAUGUUAAGCCACCACCAAAUUCUAAUUUAUUGGACUCUCAAGGUUGUAAUAAGAAACAUAAUGAAAUGGAGACACCUGGCAUGUUGUCAAGAAGUGAGUCUCAUCGGUCAGUUGGAACAAUGCUUUCUGCUAUAGAUCAAGGAUUAUCUCAGCCUUUUGUGGGUCCCAAAUCAUGCAAUGAGACCCCAAUUAGCAAAUUUUCAGGCUCUAAUAGUAAUAAUAGUAAUGCCAAGCGUUCCACAUUUUGGGGAAGGAAUAAUAAUGGAAGAAAGACUCCAUCAAUGGAAUCGGUUGAUUCUUCAGGAGAAGAAGAACUUGCUAUUCAAAGGCUUGAGCUUACGAAAAACGACUUGCGCCAAAGAAUCGCAAAGGAGGCUAGAGGGAAUGCAAUACUUCAAGCUAGCCUUGAAAGAAGGAAACAAGCACUUCAUGAACGUCGAUUAGCACUUGAACAAGAUGUUUCAAGGCUUCAGGAACAAUUACAAGCUGAAAGGGAUUUAAGGGCUGCAUUAGAAGUGGGGUUAAGCAUGUCUUCUGGACAGGUGUCAGGAUCCCGUCCUAUGGAUUCAAAGACACGAGCUGAACUUGAGGAGAUUGCUCUUGCUGAAGCUGACGUGGCAAGAUUGAAGCAAAAAGUUGCUGAAUUACAUCAUCAGCUGAAUCAGCAAGGCCAGCAUCAUUAUGGCUCUCUCUUAGAUAAAGAUAAUUCUCACCAAUUCCAACAUCUCCAUAACCAUAAUCAUAAUCCUCCACAGAGAUUUUUUCAACAAGAUUUUGAUACUACACUUGCUUAUAUCAACCAUGAAAGAAAACAAAGAACGGAGGAAAAUUCAUUGGGAACAGAGAUGAGAAACAUCAAAGGACAACAAUUAACAUCAGGAAACAGUAAUAAUAGGCAACCUUCAAGAAAGCAGUUGAUAGACUCCACAAGCUUGAGUGACUCUAAAACUACAGAGGCUUCUACAAGUCUAUCUGUGGAUGAUUUUGGAGCCGUUGAUUCUGCCACCAUGAUUCCAUCUUCAUCCAGACCACCCGAGGUGGUUGAGUAUCCCAGACACCAAUCAGCCGCCUCUUCCACUUUGGUGGAAUUAACAACCCGCCUUGAUUUCUUCAAAGAACGGCGCUCUCAACUUAUGGAACAACUUCACAACCUCGAUUUAAAUUACGGGACUUCCUCCCAAGAUUUUAUGUAUAAACAAUCCUCCCCUCGCUGAGCUGGCAUUUCUCCAUUUGUAUAUUCCUUGGGUUUUUUUUGUGGAGUGUAGAUACUUCUGUAGUCUCAUUUUGGAAUUUUCGUUUUUUGUAUUCUGUUUUGUUAUUAUUUGGUGUCCAGAAAAAAAAGUACACUACAAAAAAUGAUUUGUUUUGUCAGAGGUGUAGCGGGUAUCGUAGUAUAUCUGUUUAUCAUAAAGUAUUAUUAUAAUUAUUAUUAUUAUUAUGUGAUGUAAUCGGUAAUUUUCUAUUCGAGGAUGUAAUGAUUGUUGAGUAUUUUGUGACACAAUCACUUUGUCUAUUGAUGUUUUAUG
Messenger RNA from Lactuca virosa, 3300 nucleotides. The record is from the annotation of a GenBank genome assembly. NCBI's taxonomy places the organism in Eukaryota, Viridiplantae, Streptophyta, Magnoliopsida, Asterales, Asteraceae.